CGGGGAGUGAGUUGUUUUCUAACCGCUGUCAGAGUGCUGCUGGUUAGUCCGCCGGCCGUGGCGAGGGACAACAGCACAUUUAGCUCUAGCUAGAAACGCAGUAAUAACGUUGACUAACGAGUUACUUUCCCUUCACUCAGAUAUCCCCGUGAAGCAGAGGAACAUGGCUUCAUCCCCGGUAGAGUACAUGGUUGGAGGGGUGGAAAUACACUUCCCCUGCAAGGCGUACCCGUCCCAGCUGUCUAUGAUGAAUUCAAUCAUACAAGGACUGAAACAUGGGAAGCACUGUUUGCUGGAGAGUCCCACAGGAAGCGGGAAGAGCUUGGCUCUGCUCUGCUCGGCUCUGGGCUGGCAGCAGGCGGAGUUCGAUAAACAGAAAAUGGGAGAGAGUCUUUUGGAGAAGAGCCAGUUGGAUAUAAACAUCAAGCCAUGCCAAUGUGUGUGCCACAGCAAAGUCAGCAGUUGCGCAGCCGCAGCAGCUUCCCAACCCGUUGUGGAUCUCACUGUGUCACCUUGCAAAGAAUUGACACCGCUUGCAGCAUCUGAACAGAGCCCAUCCACCGAGACGUUACAUCCAAGGAAACAAUCUAUAGCCUCUCGUCUGUCUGGCAAGAUGCUGUCCAGCCUCAUUCUUGACUGCGAGGAUGACGACUUUCAGCCAGAGAGGAAGCGCUUUCGUACUGCUGAACAUCAGCAGCGUAAGAGGCAGCGUGUGGAGCAGGGAGUGGUAUUCAUAGAUGAUGAGCAGGAAAAUGACCCUACGGGUGGUCCGAGUGGCACUACGGAGCCAAACACAGCAGCAGAUGGUCUUCCCUCAUCAUGCUGCUCCACGGAGCACUGCUCUCUGUGCGCGUGUGCCUCAACCAAAGACGGGGCGAAGAAGAAAGUAAACGAUGGCAAAAAAAAGAUCCCGAAGAUCUUCUUUGGCACCCGGACACAUAAGCAGAUAACUCAGAUCGCCCACGAGCUGAAGCGCACCGUUUACUCCAAGGUGCCCAUGACCAUCUUAUCCAGCAGGGCCCACACAUGUGUCAACGGCAGGGUGGCGCCUCACGCCAACCGCAACGAGCGCUGCAAGGAACUGCUGGAUGAUAAAGAAGGCGGUUCAUGCAGUUACUACCAUGGUAUCGCAAAGAUACGGGGCAGGUCGACGCUGCACCAGGCCUUCCGACUCAGUGACGCCUGGGACAUUGAGGACUUUGUCGCACAGGGCAGAGCGCGCCGGUUCUGCUCCUACUAUGCUGCCCGUGAACUUAUGCAGGAAGCCUCCAUCAUAUUCUGUCCUUACAACUACCUGCUGGACCCAUUGAUCAGAGAGAGUAUGGAGAUCGACCUGGCAGGACAGAUCGUGCUGCUGGACGAGGCCCACAACAUCGAGGACUGUGCAAGAGAGAGUUCCAGCUACACUUUAGACCACCAGAGUCUGCUGAUGUGCAGGCAGGAGCUUGACAACAUGGUCAAAAAAAACAUCAAACCCUUGGACCACGAGCGACUCAUGGGGUUCUGCUAUAGCCUGAUCAACUGGAUCCAGGAAAACAAAAGCCUGAUGUCUGACCGGGGAUUCGAGGGAGCCUGUAAAGUCUGGAAUGGACGGGAUGUACUGGGCAUGUUUAAGGACAUUGGCAUCACUGCAGACACCUACAGCCUUCUGACGAAAAGCCUGGGAGCCGUGUUGGAGAAAGAGAACAUUCGUGUCAUCAAAGGUAAAGAAGUCAAGGUUGAGGUCCCAACCAUCAGCUCGGCAGCCACCACUGUCCUCAAAAGCCUCUUCAUGGUGCUGGGCUUCAUGUACUCUGGGGACAGCUGCAGUGUUGCAGAAGACUACCGAAUAGCUCUGCAGAAGACCUUCUCUUGGAAAAACCAAGUCCCACCUGACGCGCCUGAUGCCCAGGGCUUUUUUGUUCGGCCACACGACAGGCAACGCAACGGCAUCCGAGUCCGGACAGAAGUCCUGACUCUUAGCUUUUGGUGUCUCAACCCCGCUGUGGCCUUUGCCUACUUCAGGACGGCGGCGCACAGCGUUGUGCUGACUUCAGGGACCCUGUCACCCAUGGGCUCCUUCUCCUCAGAGCUUGGAGUGGACUUCACCAUCAAACUGGAGGCCAACCACGUGAUCGACAAGUCCCAGGUGUGGGUGGGCACUGUUGGUGAAGGACCCCAGGGCAGGAAGCUGUUGGCUACCUUCAAGCACACUGAAACGUACAUCUUUCAGGACGAGGUGGGCGCGCUGCUGCUCCACGUCUGCCAGGUCGUGGCCAAGGGUGUGCUCUGCUUUCUGCCUUCCUACAAGAUGCUGGACAAGCUGCGAGAGCGAUGGAACAACACUGGCCUCUGGGAAAAGCUGGAACGACACAAAGCUGUGAUCCCAGAGCCCCGCGGGGGGGGCAAAGGGGACUUUGACGAACUGCUCCAGCAAUACUACGACGCCAUCAAGUACUGCGAGGAAGAAAGAGACGGCGCGCUGCUCAUUGCCGUCUGUAGGGGCAAAGUGAGUGAAGGGCUGGACUUCACUGAUGACAAUGCCAGGGCCGUCAUCACCAUUGGAAUCCCCUUCCCAAACAUCAAAGACCUCCAAGUGGAGCUGAAGAUGAAGUACAAUGACCAACACUGCAAAUCCAGAGAUCUCCUUGCAGGCCAUCAAUGGUACGAGAUUCAGGCGUACAGAGCUCUGAACCAGGCCCUGGGAAGGUGUAUCCGCCACAAGAAUGACUGGGGCGCGCUAAUUCUGGUGGAUGAACGUUACGGGAAAUCCAACAAGUACAUCACAGGUCUGUCUAAAUGGGUCCGCCAGCUGGUGCAGCAUCACCACACGUUCAACAAUGCCAUGCGCUCCCUGGUAGCCUUCUCUCAAGUGCAGCGGAAGGUGCAGGGGCCUCCCGCUGCUGUCUCACCUCCAAACGGUCACCCGGGGGCGCGGGGUCUGCCCGAUGCCACAGAUCCUCAGACCCCCGCCUCAUGUGUCAAACAGCCUGAGCCCCAGCAGGACACAAGUCUCUUCACUAGUGCACAGGGGAAGGCGACGCAAAGGGAGAAAGCAGAAUGGUCAAAGGUGAAGCAAAGUCCUACCACAUCGCAACAAAAAAACGCUGCUAAGCCUCCGUACAGCAUUUUCACCUCCAGCCCCAACUGCUUGAAGAAGCCGAUUUUUAAAAGAAAAGCAGCCUUUGAGUCCAGGAAGCACAUGGAAACAUGGUGCGACUCAAAGCCUGAUGAUCAGCACCAGACCUGUGCUUCACAAAGGAAAGCUGAAGCCACUUGUCCUACGCAAGGGGCUGGAGACGGGGCCGUCGAAGUCCGAGGGGAACCCCACGAGCUGGCUUCGGAGUCUUCUCCAGAAACGAGCCCGCCCAGCUGUGAGAGGGAAUUGCCAUUAAAGGACAAUCCUGGCAAAGAGGAAGAGGAGGAAGAGGAUGGGAGCGAAGAGGACGUAAGCAUCUAUUUCACUCCAGAACUUUUUGAGGGUGAAGACAACGACGAAGAAGAAACACCACAGAAAGAGACCAAAUCAGCUCCCAGGGUGCUUUUGGUGGCAGAGAGCCCCACCCUCCCGUCAGAAGAACUCUGUGGCUCCGAGGAAGCCCGAGCUUCUGAUGGAAAGGCUGCUUCAGUCGGGAAGGAGAGCAAAGAGCUGCUAACACAGCGGCAAGCUGAGGAGAGAGAGCAGGUGGAGAAGAGCAGGUCCAGAAAGCCAGCUCCCUCCACCCCUACAGGUGGAGGCUGUGGAGCAGGGAGUGCAGGGAAAGUGAGUCUUCAGCCUACAGAGACCAGGAAGAGGAGCGACAGGGCCAGACUAGAUCAUGGGUCGAAGGUGAUGAUGGCGGGCUUGAAUAGCAGACCAUCCAGAGCCAGACUCGUAAGAGGAUACAGCUCCGAAAAAGACCAUGUUUGUCACCCACAUCUUUUGAAAUCAAGUGACAGAGUGAGUGAGUCAAGAAGGUCCGUUGUGGCUGUGAGGCAACACAACGCUCCUACGACGGCGGCUGCUACGCCUGGUACUCCCCCGAUGACUCCCAAGCAAGGCGACGUAGGGCGUCUGCAAGGAGCCGGAGCAGCACAACAUGGUCCUACGAGUCCUGUGGACGCUCCAGGAACCCAACUCACCCAACCAAAAGCUAUUAAAGUACAGAGAUCUUGCAGGCAGAAACGCAGGAUAUUUAAGAAGACCUCUCCAAGAAGAAAGGCGGUCAAAGAAGGCAAGCCGUGCUCUUUGGGCCUCUACUGUUCUGUGUGUGAGACGGAACUACUUCCUGAGGCACACGGUGCACUGCAACGCGCUGUUUGUCAAUUUGAGCAUCAAGCCUUUCUGACAAGAGACAGACGUAGUCCCGCAGCACCGAGCCGCCGGUGCCACUGUGCUCCACUCCAGCCGUCGGUGUCGGAGGGCUCGGGCCCACUGCUGGUGGUCCGGGGCCUGGCAUCGAGGAGGGCCCUGAGGGCCGCCCUGCAGCCCUACUGUGACAGCGCUGUGACUGCAUAUAACGCCAUCUGGAAUCCUGCGAAGGGCUCGGUCACCACAUUUCUGCAGUGCAAAGGCUGCCUGUCCCAAAGCCCCUUUCUGUCUGCAGCAAUAGUCGCAGCAGAGAUCCAGUGCCCUCGGGACAUGGCCCGAGAUCAGAUAGUGUUGGCCGCAGCAGCAGUCCAGUUCUGUUCUCUCAUCACUAUUAAAAGGUGAAGCCAGAGUGAGGAGGUCACAAAUGGUCUAUAAAUUAUUUGAGAUAAUUACUGACUAUUCUUUUUCAGCCGCAUUUAGAAUAUGACCCGUGUGUGAACCUGUGCACUGUAUUGU
This is a messenger RNA of Gasterosteus aculeatus aculeatus (three-spined stickleback), 4786 nucleotides long. The record is from RefSeq and is a predicted model, not a curated record. Lineage: Eukaryota; Metazoa; Chordata; Actinopteri; Perciformes; Gasterosteidae.